AUGUCUCGCCCAGGCACCACCCUUUAUGUCACCGGUUUCGGGCAUGGAACCCGGGCUCGCGAUCUCGCAUACGAAUUCGAACGAUAUGGACGCCUCGUUCGGUGCGAUAUCCCAGCACCGCGUACUCCGUCUAGCAGACUUUUUGCUUUCGUCGAGUACGAGAGCCGCCGUGAUGCGGACGAUGCAUAUCACGAGAUGCACAAUAAGCGGAUCGGCCGCGAUGAUCUGCUCAAGAUAGAGUGGGCCCGUACUCCUCCGUCUGCCUCCUGGCGCUUUGAAUCCGGACGUGACCGACGUCGUGACCGUACUCCCCCUCGUCGAGGUCGCUCUCCAUCUCCUCGUCGUAGUCGAGGUGAUUAUUCCCCUCGCAAGGAUGAAAGAUACGAGAGAGACUAUGACCGACAUGACCGGGACUAUGACCAACGCUCUCGUGACCGUUCGCGAAGCCCUGAUGAAAGGGACCGUGAUGUCAAGGAGGACAGAGAACGUCGUGAUGACGAGAGAGAGCGCCGUGAAGAAGAUCGCGAAAACGGCCCGAACGGUGAAGACAGGAAAGCACCCCUGGACCCUCUGACUUCGGCUCAUGACGAGCUAGAUACUGCCGAGUAG
Messenger RNA from Aspergillus novofumigatus IBT 16806, 609 nucleotides. Its product is annotated as RNA-binding protein. Gene Ontology annotation, cellular component: nuclear speck. Gene Ontology annotation, molecular function: RNA binding. The coding region runs from base 1 to 609 and encodes 202 amino acids. The record is from RefSeq and is a predicted model, not a curated record. The transcript is spliced from 6 exons. Gene Ontology annotation, biological process: mRNA splicing, via spliceosome. NCBI's taxonomy places the organism in Eukaryota, Fungi, Ascomycota, Eurotiomycetes, Eurotiales, Aspergillaceae.